UGAGAAGGAAACUGCAAGAGUGGGGCAGAGAACCAGAGCGUCAGGGCAAAACCUCCUCCAUCUGCACAUCCUGGGGAGGAACCGGGCAGCCAGAGAGCUGCGGCCGCCCCAGUCCCGCUCCGCCUUUGAAGUGGUAAAACCGAAGGCGGGGCCUUGGUUCUGGCAGAAGGGACGCUAUGACCACAGAAUUCCUCUCCCUGCUUUGCCUCGACACCAGAACCAUCGUUGUUGCCAUCUUCAGCUGCAUCUCCAUCCUUCUUCUCUUCCUCUCAGUCUUCAUCAUCUACAGAUGCAGCCAGCACGGUUCGUCGCCUGAAGAAUCCACCAAAAGAAUCAGCCAUUGCAAACUUUCGGAGCAGGAGGCUGCUGAGGCAGAUUUAUCCAGGAUGGAAAGGGUAUCUGUCUCGACGGCAGACCCCCAAGGAGUGACGUAUGCUGAGCUAAACAUCAAUGCCCUAUCUGAGGCAGCUUCUGACACCACCCAGGAGCCCCCAGGAUCUCAUGAAUAUGCGGCAGUGAAAGUGUAGCAAGAAGACAGCCUGGGCCACUAAAGGAGGGGGGAUCGUGCUGGUCAAGGUUAUCAGAAACGUGGAGAUGCGGAUGACUCUGUGUCCCUUGCUCCUCAUCCGUAUCAAUAAAAUUAAGUUUCUCAUCUUAAAAAGAAA
This is a messenger RNA of Mandrillus leucophaeus (drill), 665 nucleotides long. RefSeq names its product V-set and transmembrane domain-containing protein 1-like. The record is from RefSeq and is a predicted model, not a curated record. The transcript has 6 exons. The coding region runs from base 177 to 527 and encodes 116 amino acids. NCBI's taxonomy places the organism in Eukaryota, Metazoa, Chordata, Mammalia, Primates, Cercopithecidae.